UGUGUUUCUUCCUCUCACUGUCAGCCAUAGCAGCCCUCUCCUUCCAGAAAGAAAACGGAAACAAGAUUCCAAUCAUAUCGUUUCAAUAAAUGACGGCGGUUUCAGUUCCAUCGAUAACAUUUAUGCCAUUUCCCAACUCAGAUUUUUGCACAAAGAAUCCAUCAAAAGACCCCAAAGGUCCAGCUCACCCAAUUUAUCUUCUACCCAAAUGCAAUUCUCUGAAAGAGGUGAUGCAAAUUCAAGCCUAUUCAAUCAAAGCCCGCUCCCAAGAUGACAUUUUUAUCAUCAACAAGCUCAUAAGUUCCUGCACAGUUAGCCCCACGCCGGCCUCCAUGCAUCAUGCCCAACUCCUGUUCGACAGAAUGCCUCACCCAGAUAUAGUUCUCUUCAACUACAUGGCCCGUGGCUAUUCCCGCAGUGAUACCCCAUUACAGGCGCUAGUGCUGUUCUCAAGAAUCAUAAGUUCUGGGAUUGUCCCGGAUUUGUACACCUUCCCUUCCCUACUUAAGGCAUGUGCGAAUGCCGAAGCUUUGGUAGCAGGGAAGCAAUUGCAUUGCCUAGUGGUAAAAUAUGGGCUCAACUACGAUAUGUAUGUUUGCCCUGCACUAAUGAAUAUGUACAUUGAGUGUGGCAAUGUUGAUUCAGCCCGUUGUAUAUUUGAUAGGAUACUAGAACCCUGUGUGGUGACAUAUAAUGCGAUGAUAUUGGGUUAUGUAAGAAGUAGUGAACCAACUCAGGCUUUGUUGUUGUUUCGCGAAUUGCAGGAGAAGGAAAUUGAGCCUACUGAGGUUACCAUUCUUGGUGUUCUUUCUUCUUGUGCUUUACUUGGAGCACUGGAAUUUGGUAAGUGGAUACACGAGUAUGUGAAGAAGAACGGUUUUGAUCAAUCUGUGAAGGUGAACACUUCACUUAUUGAUAUGUAUACAAAAUGUGGGAGUUUGGAGGAUGCGGUUUCUGUUUUCAGGAGCAUGGAUUAUAGGGACACUCAAGCAUGGUCAACAAUGAUAAUGGGUUAUGCUAUUCAUGGCCAGGUUCACAAUGCAAUAUCCAUGUUUGGAGAGAUGCAAGAGGCUCGAGUUCAACCUGAUGGACUUACGUUUUUGGCUCUAUUAUAUGCCUGCAACCAUGCUGGAAAGGUUGAAGAGGGUUUCAGAUUCUUCAAUGUCAUGAAAGAGAAGUGCAGGAUUGUUCCAGGAAUCAAGCACUACGGAUGCAUGUUGGAUUUACUAGGUCGAGCUGGAUGCUUAAAUGAUGCUUUCGAGUUUCUAAAAGAAUUGCCAAUCAAGCCCACGCCUUUGCUUUGGAGGACAUUGCUAGCUGCUUGCAACAGUCAUGGUAAUGUGAAACUGGGGAAGCUAGUACUCGAGCGAAUCUUUGAAAUGGAUGAUUCUCAAAGUGGAGACUACGUGAUCUUUGCUAACAUGUGUGCUCGAGCAGGGGAAUGGGAAGACGCGAUUCAUAUCAGAAAAUUGAUGAAAGAAAAAGGGGUGAGAAAGGUGCCUGGUUGUAGUUCAAUUGAAGUGAACAAUGUGGUGUAUGAAUUCUUUUCGGGAGAUGGGUCACAAAUAGGUUAUAAAGGGCUUCACCGAGCAGUCGACAAGUUAAUGGUGAAACUGAAGGAGGUUGGAUAUACUCCAGACACUUCCCUAGUAUUUCAUCAUGCCAUGGAAGAUGAUGAGAAAGAAGCUACCCUGAGGUACCACAGUGAAAAAUUGGCUGUAACUUUUGGACUCCUUAACACUCCUCCAGGAAAAACAAUCCGAGUCGUUAAAAACCUUAGAAUUUGUAGGGAUUGCCAUUCAGCUGUUAAGCUCAUAUCCCUGCUCUCUGAAAGGCAUAUUAUUGUGAGAGAUGUGCAGAGGUUUCAUCAUUUUAGAGAUGGGAAAUGUUCUUGUGGGGAUUACUGGUAAUAAUUUGAUCCAAGAAAGGCAUUAUAUUCCAACAUUGUCUUGUGCAGUUUCUCCUUGCUUAUCAAAAGUGGCCAGGAUCAUAUUGUGACACUAAGGAUAGCAGCUGUUGCUAUCCUACUACAGGGAAGCCAGCCUCAGAUUUUGGCAUCCAUGG
Messenger RNA from Ipomoea nil (Japanese morning glory), 2064 nucleotides. Its product is annotated as pentatricopeptide repeat-containing protein At2g02980, chloroplastic. Gene Ontology annotation, molecular function: protein binding; RNA binding; zinc ion binding. Gene Ontology annotation, biological process: RNA modification. Lineage: Eukaryota; Viridiplantae; Streptophyta; Magnoliopsida; Solanales; Convolvulaceae. The coding region runs from base 90 to 1910 and encodes 606 amino acids. The transcript has 2 exons. The record is from RefSeq and is a predicted model, not a curated record.